AUGGGUCUGGUUCGGACCGGUUUCCUGCGGUUCAGAAUUGGAGACCAGCUGGCGCGUUCUGAUUGGCUGUUCGUGGAUAACCUGGUUCAUGCGCAGUGUCUGGCAUUCGUUGGCCUUAUUCCGGACGGAUCCAGCAGCGGUGCUUGCAGAGGGGUUGGCAGUGGUGGGGUUGGGGAUGUAAAUGGGACGGGAAAGGGCGAGAAGGAUAGGAGUUGUGAGGAUGGAAGCUGCAAGUCUGCCGGGCAGGCUUACUUCAUAACUGAUGAUGCCCCAGUGAACGCCUUUGACUUUCUCAAGCCACUUAUAGCGGCAUUCGGGGGAACCCAGCCAUACAUCCACCUCUCACUGACCUCAGCCCUGUCGCUUGGCUGGUUCACUGAGGCUAUUUACCGCCUUCUCUGCCCGCUGUUACGCGCUAACUGGUUACCACAACCGCUGAUUCUUCUACCAGCCGAAGUUCAUCAG
Molecule: messenger RNA, 465 nt
Organism: Closterium sp. NIES-65
Lineage: Eukaryota; Viridiplantae; Streptophyta; Zygnematophyceae; Desmidiales; Closteriaceae
Source: the annotation of a GenBank genome assembly